AUGUUAAGAAUCUCGGCUCUUAGGGUCAAUCGCAGCUCAAAUAUCUCUGCUCAACUGAAGCCGUGCUUCCUCAACACGUGCUCAUACCAACCACUAAAAUCGCAACCAUUCAGACCUUACAAGACACAAUCUGGUCUCAACUCAAACCUUAAAAUCCCUCAACAUUUCCAGGAUAAGAUAUCUAGAAGGUUGGAUACGUCGCCAUCCAAUCCCAUUGGAAUCAUCGCUCAACACAUCAAGGAUUUCUUCAAUUCCUACCAGGAUGUCGUUAUUUCUAGCAGAAAGUUUGAUUUUUUUACCGUUGAAUCAAACCCAGUCUCAAUAAGCCAAAACUUUGACGAGUUGCAGGUCCCUCUGGACCACGUGAGCAGAGACCCGAGUGACACCUAUUAUUUGGACCACGAAUACAUAGAAAAGUACAAAGAGUAUAAAUCUAAAGCGUAUUUGGACAUAAUAAACAGUGAAAAGAAUGGAGUUUACGGAAGGGACUUGAUUGAGUCGAUGGCAAGUAGCUUCGGUCACUCGCGCUACAGGCUCCUUCCUACACACACCACUUCACACAUCACUGGGUUCCUGAAAAGGGGGAUCCCACAAGCAUUAUAUUCAGGCCAGGUGUUCAGGAGAGACGAGAUUGACGCUCAGCACUACCCUGUGUUCCACCAGAUGGACGGCUAUCUGCUGUUCUCGAGGGAGGAUGUGGAAGCACUGAGGAAGCUGGAGGAGUAUAAGGGGUUUGGCGACUCUGAGGUCAUUUUGAGACACCUGAAGCGCACCCUGGAGAGUCUGGUGUCCUACAUGUACGGCUUCGUUAAGUUUGUGGCCAAAACGCCCUCAGAACACUACGAAAAGGUGCUUUUUUCAGCACUGGAAAAACAAUGGGACGACAAGGCCACCUUUCCGUUUACGUACCCGUCGUCGGAGUAUUACAUCAGCAACGACGGUGAAAUGACGGAGCUGCUGGGCUGCGGAGUCCUGAAAAACAUUAUCCUGGAGAACAACCUGCCUAAACGCGGCAAGUACGUGGGCGGCUGGGCCUUUGGCAUUGGCCUCGAGCGGAUGGCCAUGGUGCUCUGCAAAAUUUUUGAUAUUCGCCAGUUCUGGGAGACCGACGAGCGGUUCACAAGGCAGUACGAGAGCUCCUACGCGGACGGGAUUCUGCCGAUUUUUUCAAAGUACAGCAAAAAUCCACCGGUGACCAGGGACAUCUCCUUCUACCUGAGCGACGCCUUCGACGAGGAGCGCUUCAAGAACGCGAUCUUGGAGAACGGCAAGGGUUACGUGGAGGGAGUGGAGUUCAUCUCAAGCUACUUCAACGAUAAGCUGCAGAGGAAGAGUCUCUGCUACCGGGUUACCUACCGCGGAUUCAACGAGAAUCUGACCAACUCCUUUGUGAACGAGUUACACGACCUGGCCAUCGAUUCUGUUAAACAUAGAUUUAAUUUGAUAAUUCGCUAA
Molecule: messenger RNA, 1455 nt
Organism: Theileria orientalis strain Shintoku
Lineage: Eukaryota; Apicomplexa; Aconoidasida; Piroplasmida; Theileriidae
Product: phenylalanyl-tRNA synthetase
Exons: 2
Coding region: 1-1455 (484 amino acids)
Biological process (GO): phenylalanyl-tRNA aminoacylation
Cellular component (GO): cytoplasm; mitochondrion
Molecular function (GO): ATP binding; tRNA binding; phenylalanine-tRNA ligase activity
Source: RefSeq, a predicted model, not a curated record